Amyelois transitella is the source of this 2342-nucleotide messenger RNA. RefSeq names its product synaptic vesicle 2-related protein. Gene Ontology annotation, biological process: transmembrane transport. Bases 229 to 1800 code for a protein of 523 amino acids. The transcript is spliced from 11 exons. NCBI's taxonomy places the organism in Eukaryota, Metazoa, Arthropoda, Insecta, Lepidoptera, Pyralidae. Gene Ontology annotation, molecular function: transmembrane transporter activity. The record is from RefSeq and is a predicted model, not a curated record.
CGUAUCACGACGUCGUCUUAAUGUCGCACAUCAAUGUUUAUUUGACUCAGUUUCAGUAGAAAAUUGUUACUUUUGACUACAAAGUUAGGAAGUAGUGCAGAAAUUAAGUUUUUAUGACUACAUAGAUAAGCUGUACUCAUAUUUUAGUCAGUAAAUGACGUGGAAGUCAUCAAGACACUAACGCAAAAGAAGAAUGAAUUAAAUAGAAAGAGAAAUCUGUAAUAUAAAAUGAGUUCUAACAGAGGCUACUACAAAACUGAGGUGGAAUUUGACUUGGCUGAUAUAAGGAACAAGAAUCUCGGGACUGUGAAUAGAUCACAGAAAACUUACACAUACGAUGAAGCUAUCGAUAUGGCAGGAACAGGUUGCUACAGCUAUUUCCUGAUGCUGACCUCAAGUUUGACCCUGCUGUCUAUGUGUAUAGACAUCUUCAGCUUCUCAGUGGUAGUGGGGGGCAGCCGCUGUGAGUUCCCCCCCCUGGACGUGCAUCAGAAGAGCGCGUUGAUGUCCAUGCCAUUUCUUGGUCCAGUAAUAAUGUCCUAUGCUUGGGGCUACCUAUCAGACACCCGCGGACGUCGUCGCUGCCUAUCCCUGGGUAUGUGGGGCAGUUUCAUAGCCUCCAGUCUCGUGGCCUUCUCCCCCCAUUACGCUGUCAGUGGAAUCUUGAAGUUCAUCAGUAGCAGUUUUUGCACCUGUGCUCAGUCAACUACUUAUGCCCUUUUGGGAGAAUCAACUUCGCAGCGAGCUAGGGGCUACUUCAUGUUGAUGGUCACUGGCUUCCUAAAUAUGUGCUUCUCUUCAUACAUAGUUCCUGCCUUCUUCAUACUCAAUGCUGAGUUCUCCUUCAUCGUCUUCGGCUACAAUGUCCUUCCUUGGAGGGUUUUGGCACUAGUUUUAGCUCUUCCUAUGGGCAUCUGUGGAAUCUUGCUGCAUUUCAUAUAUGAGAGUCCCAAGUUCCUAGCCAAUGCUGGGCGGAAGCGGGAGGCUGUAGAAGUUCUGGCAAAUAUUUGGAGACGGAAUGGAAAGAAGGGGAAGUAUCCUGUAGAAAUCCUGGACUUCACCGAGGAUCCCAACAUCAGCCAGCGUCGGAGUCAGCCCUUCCUCUCGUCCCUCAGGCACCAGACCGCGCCGCUAUUUCAGCCCCCCCUGCUUUUCAGGACAUUGCAGUUGUUCUACUUGACCAACAUAUUUUACAGCAUAAGUAACAGCCUGACAGUUUGGUUCCCAUUCAUCGCUGAAUCAUUCUUCAAUGGCCUUCACUCCAGUAAUGAAGACACAGCUCAGGGCCUCUGUCUGAUGAUAGACCAGGCAAAAAGAGUUAAUUCUACUGCUGAGGUGGCAUGUACAACCGCUAUAGAUCCGAACACAGUUUACGGCGGUCUCGGACAAGGAUUGAGCUAUUUUGCCAUCAUGCUGGUCAUAUCAACUUUAGCAUCCAGGAAGAAAAUGCUGAUGUUAUCUCUACUAGUGAUAUCCUGCUUCUGUGGGGUUGCUUCCGUUCUCGUCCCCAACAACGUGGUGGAUUUCGUCAUGUUCUUCGGUCUACUCCUCAACAAUCUGUGCAUGGGCAUUGUGUAUUCUUACUUUGUUGACUUGUAUCCGACUUCUUACAGAGGCAUGGUCGCAUGUCUGGGGACUAUCGUGGCGCGCAGCAGCAGCCUCAUAGGAAUUAACGUUAUUGGAGUUUACUUCUUGGAGCACUGCAGUAUCACUAUCUAUGCAUGUACUGCCUACCUGUUCAGUGGUCUACUGGUGUCACUUUUUCUGCCACCGGACAAACCAAAAAAGAUUCAAGAAUGAAGAAUUUUUUAGUUGCUUAUAAUUUUUUACAUACUUACAUAUAGUCACGUCUAUAUCCCUUACGGGGUAGACAGAGCCAAUAGCCCCGAAAAGUCUGAAUGGCCACGUUCAGCUCGGCUUAGUGUUAAUUUAAUAUUUUUUUAGUUAAUUCAUGACUUUAUUAUUUCAUUGCCAAAUAUAUUUUCUGAUGUAAAUUAUAUAUUUUAUCGUCAUUCCAUCCUUAUAAAGUUGCAAAGGUGAGGUCCUGGCUGAAGGUCAAGUGAGGAAACCUGCACAUUCAGGAAACUAGAUGUGCAACCAUGAUCGGGUAUCGGGAUAUCUAACCCGUAUUGGACCGAUCAUCCCCUGCAAAGGUUGCGGAGGUCAGACGGGAGUCGCUUCGUGUAAAAAUCUGACUCACCCAAUCCAGGGUCCAUGGUCAAAUGCGGGACUAAAGCCAGGACGUGUUAUGAAUAUGUUUAUGUCACGUCACUAUUAUUGUGUAGCAUCACUAGUCGAAUGAAGAUGGCGUCCUAAUCGGGUUGAGAGCUAGCCAUCACUCG